CGUUAAAUGAAGAAAUGGACUGUGAGCGUUUUGUGGGACCAGAACCAAACAUCUCUCAUGAAUCUGAUAGCAAAGAUCAGAAAGGAGUAAAACGUAGUUUAAAAUCAACCAAGGAGCCACAAGAGCAGAUUCUGGCUCCUCCAGGUGAGAAGCCAUUUUUGUGCGAAACAUGUGGAAAUUAUUUCCAACAUAGAAAAACGUUGUUGUUCCAUGUGAAGAGGUUCCACGGUGUUGAUCAACCAUAUGCAUGCCACACCUGUGGGAAAAAAUUCAUGGGAAAAUCAGCACUUGAGGUUCAUAAAACAGUCCACAGUGAUGAGAGACCAUUUUCUUGCAAAAUAUGUAGAAAAGAUUUUAAAUUUAGUAGUAGUUUAAAGGUCCACAUGAAAGUUCACACUGAAGAAAUGCCGUAUUCUUGCAACACCUGUGGCAAAACAUUCACUCAUGCAUCAUUAAUGAAGUCUCAUACAAGAGUCCAUACUGGGGAGAAGCCACAUUCCUGCAUCACCUGUGGGAAAACAUUCACUCAUGCAUCACUAAUGAAGUCUCAUAUAAGAAUCCAUACUGGGGAGAAGCCAUUUUCCUGCAUGACCUGUGGCAAAACAUUCACUCACGCAUCAAAUUUGAAGAAACACACAAGGAUUCAUACUGGGGAGAAGCCAUAUUCCUGCAUCACCUGUGGCAAAACAUUCACUCGGCCAGAAUCUUUGACGUAUCACACAAGAAUCCAUACUGGGGAGAAGCCAUAUUCCUGCAUCACCUGUGGGAAAACAUUCACUUAUGGAUCAAGUUUGAAGACUCACACAAGAAUCCAUACUGGGGAGAAGCCUAAUCCUGUAUAAUAUGUGAAAGAUGUUUGUAAUGGUAAAAUAUGUUACAACAUAAUCUUAUGCCAAAAGAGUGAUUAUUGUCUGUGUUGAAGCAAUGUGAGAAGAAAAGGGAAAUCCAAAAGUUGUCUUUUGCAGCUGUGUGAAGGACAGUCAAACCGGCCUUCACCCGAAUGCUCGAACAAAGGAGCUCGGUUACUCCCAUCUUUACCUUGAUUUGUUUCCUCCUUGAUUUACAACUUUUCAUCUUGGUUAUCUCACAGGUGGUUUAGAGUUUUAGGUUUCUGUUUCUCUCGUGGCCGCCUACCACCAGAAAUGACCUUCAUGUGUGUGUAUAAGAACUCAGCGUUUUCUCUCCACAGAGCACCGUGAUACGUGCUUGUGUAGUUGACCUCCUGCUUGCAACCAAUAA
Pungitius pungitius (ninespine stickleback) is the source of this 1239-nucleotide messenger RNA. Its product is annotated as gastrula zinc finger protein XlCGF49.1-like. The transcript has a single exon. The record is from RefSeq and is a predicted model, not a curated record. The coding region runs from base 15 to 842 and encodes 275 amino acids. Gene Ontology annotation, cellular component: nucleus. Gene Ontology annotation, biological process: regulation of transcription by RNA polymerase II. NCBI's taxonomy places the organism in Eukaryota, Metazoa, Chordata, Actinopteri, Perciformes, Gasterosteidae. Gene Ontology annotation, molecular function: RNA polymerase II cis-regulatory region sequence-specific DNA binding; DNA-binding transcription factor activity, RNA polymerase II-specific.